AUGAAGACCGAGGCAGCCAUCCUGGCAAGCUCAGUAAUCGCAUUGGUGGCCGUACUGGCAGCGUCGUCGACGAUAGCCGCACCUAUGGAGAAGCGACUGAUGAUGGCAUUGUCUCUGCAAGCAUCGCCAACCGUCGCAGAGAUCGACCUAGGCGGGCUCUUGCCGACACCCACUGUCCCGCCUAUCGCCGGCGAGAUCGCGAACAUCUUUACCUCGGUCGCUGACGGCGUGACCGGUCUGAUCCCGACGACGAUCCCGUCGCCGACCCUGCCCGACCUGCUCCCUGAUCUCACCGUGUCUGUCGCCAUCGCAGCGCCGACCGCGCCUCCGGAAGCUCAAGUGCUCGGCCUUCUCGCCCAAAAAGCGCUCAACGCGGUCCCCACCCUGCUCAUCCAAAACCUCGUGCAAAUCCAGAGCGAGUUCAGUGCGGCUCUCGCAUCCAUUGCUACUGCUACUCCGACACCUCUUGUCUACGUCGCUACUGAGAACGGCGCCGAGGUCACUCGCACAUCGACCCCAACGCUGCCCUCAUUCGCCGCAAAUGGCGUAAUCAACCCUCUCUCAGUGCUUGCCAAUGCCUUGCCUCGACCAACAGAUUUCGUGCAGGAGGUGACGUCGGUGAUCGGAGGUGUAACGAGUGUGCUCCAGCUGCCAGCGCUACCACUACCUACGGAUCUGAUACCGCUGCUCGGGACUAUGCAGCUGCCCCAGCUCGACGUGCCCGGAUUAUUGGGCGACAAGCAGCACCUCUGUGUCAAGGAUGGGAACGGUCAUCAGCUCGGACUGUGCGAGAAUGGACCCAUCAUCAACGAUAGCGAGGUCAUCGCCAUCUGA
Messenger RNA from Kalmanozyma brasiliensis GHG001, 834 nucleotides. RefSeq lists its product as uncharacterized. The coding region runs from base 1 to 834 and encodes 277 amino acids. NCBI's taxonomy places the organism in Eukaryota, Fungi, Basidiomycota, Ustilaginomycetes, Ustilaginales. The transcript has 2 exons. The record is from RefSeq and is a predicted model, not a curated record.